AGACACCUUUAAUUUUCAACUCCCUGAAAAUACCAAUUUCACGUACCUUUCAUCAUUUCCUAUCAAAUAGUACUUCUUUUUCACCAAUUAAUGCCACUUUUUAUUGUUUUUUUCCUUCACUAAACAAUCAUCACUCACACAAAGCAAAAGCAACAUGGCUAAAACUUCAAAGAAUGAUGGAGGUUCGGUUAACUGUUUUUCGGGCAAUAUUCUUCGCCGAAUUCUUUGCAGUGGAAGCCUUCCAACACACCCUUGUGAUCAAUUUAUUAUUUCCGAACCAAAAAUUGUACAAUUUGAUCAUUCUUCUGAUGAUCAGAAAGUUGUCAAUAGUAGUCCAGGACUUGUGGCAAGGUUAAUGGGAUUAGAGUCAAUACCUGUUCAAAGGACUUUUGGUUCGUUUCUACGAAGCAGAUCAGUCAGCUCUCUUGAAACUUACAUGCCACAAUUAGAUCUAGCUGAAAAAUUUCACCAUAGAAGAGUAAGAACAUCAGUGUCUUUUCGCGAAAUCCUAACGUUUGAUCAAGAAAAACCUGAGCCUGAGAAGUCUUGUAACUGUAGGAAAUUAGAUGUUUGUAGAAAACAAAAUGUGAGGAACCAGAGGAAUAAAAGCAUACGUAUCGUGUCGAACAGAGUAAAACCUCUGUUUAAUUCGGAAGAUUCAAGGUCAAAGCAUAUUCAAGCUGCUACGCCAGGCAAGUUUUCAUGAACUAUUUACACCAAUACUAAAAAAA
Lycium ferocissimum is the source of this 731-nucleotide messenger RNA. RefSeq lists its product as uncharacterized. NCBI's taxonomy places the organism in Eukaryota, Viridiplantae, Streptophyta, Magnoliopsida, Solanales, Solanaceae. The coding region runs from base 155 to 706 and encodes 183 amino acids. The transcript has a single exon. The record is from RefSeq and is a predicted model, not a curated record.